AUGGCGGGUGGGCAAGUAUUAACCGGUUCUACAUAUGGGCUCGACGGCGCGUUUCCAGAUCACCUACAACCAGCAUUACUGCGGAUCUAUGCAAAGAUAUCCGCAGAAUGGCAUGAAUUUAUAAAAAUCGACGAAUCACCCGACUUCACCAGGAGAAAUGAAAGCGUCCGCGUGACUGAAACGAACAUAGAAGUGGGUUUCAGAAAACGCCAAUUCGAUCAGCCAGUGUCCUCGACCCAGCCAAUAGAUCUAGGAAGGAAGCGUUGUCGCCGAAACCUUGAUUCACCAGAAGAUGCCAACACCUAUAUACCGAGUGUCACUGCUGAUAUCAACGACGUCGGGCUUGAUCACGGAGAUACUAUUACGUACCCAUCUACCAUCCCAGACGAAACAACACACUCUUUGAAAUUACUAGAGGACCAGUCUUUACUCACGGUGGGGGCGUUUGUAGAUCUUCCCGCCUUCAAUUUGGUCGUAUGUAGCAGCUGCAAGUACGCCGUUUUAGCCGACGAGAUUAAGAGUCACCUUCAGAAUCCAACACAUCGAUACAGUUACACAAAAGACCAGGGACAGAAAAUAGUCGCCAAGAUUAGUAGCAUUCCCGCAAUCUUGAGGAACCAAGACGAUCUGCGUAAUUUUUGUCUACCUCCUCCUGAAACGAGGGCAAUCCCGUUUAUUGAACCACCAAGAGAAAGCAUCGUUUCGACAUCCAUGGAUUGA
Fusarium redolens is the source of this 720-nucleotide messenger RNA. RefSeq lists its product as uncharacterized. The transcript has a single exon. The record is from RefSeq and is a predicted model, not a curated record. The coding region runs from base 1 to 720 and encodes 239 amino acids. Lineage: Eukaryota; Fungi; Ascomycota; Sordariomycetes; Hypocreales; Nectriaceae.